Messenger RNA from Amphiprion ocellaris (clown anemonefish), 4510 nucleotides. RefSeq names its product clock circadian regulator a (gene clocka). The record is from RefSeq and is a predicted model, not a curated record. Gene Ontology annotation, molecular function: DNA-binding transcription factor activity, RNA polymerase II-specific; E-box binding; protein dimerization activity. Gene Ontology annotation, biological process: circadian regulation of gene expression; regulation of transcription by RNA polymerase II. Gene Ontology annotation, cellular component: CLOCK-BMAL transcription complex; nucleus; cytoplasm. The coding region runs from base 698 to 3301 and encodes 867 amino acids. The transcript has 24 exons. NCBI's taxonomy places the organism in Eukaryota, Metazoa, Chordata, Actinopteri, Pomacentridae.
GGUGCAAACGGAACAGUUUUGCUUUUGGUGACAGCGACUGGGCGAAGGCCCGGUGACCCACAUUCUUAUCUAAUGCUGUAUGUUAGCUACCUAGCUAGCUCCAGCUAAAAGUGGGUUGACACACAUACUGUUGCAGACGAGUUAAAUGCUCGCCAGUUUACGUCUUAAAGUGUCCGCUCGGAGGAAAAAAUACCGUUUGUCUGUUUUUUUACGGAAGAAGAACCCUCGACAGUGCGUGUCAUUCGUCGCAGUGAAGAAUUCAGGCAAGAUUUAACUACACUCAUCCGUCAUGAAGUGAAGCGGUUGACUAAUUAACCAUCACUCUGAGACAAAAGUGGUCUGUGAUGGCAGAUUUUUUUUGUCUUCUGGAUCGGCUUUUUCUUUUCGUGUUCUUACUCAGAUGUUGCUGCCAUGUGCCACACUGACACCUCAUGCAGACAAAAAACUCAGUUCACUGAAGACCUUUUAGCAUCUUUCUGCCCCCCGAUCGAAGAAACUUACAGUGAUUCUCCUCCGAGACUCACGGAGGCCCAACCUUUCCACAGUGUGUCCACAUAGACGCUACCUUCAUCUGGCUGCACCUUCCUCAUUGUUUCACAGGACUGGCUAUACUGUCAGUAACGUUCAUUCACAAAUGUCUACCUCACGAUUAAAAGAUCCCUCUCCAACAUUGCGACCCUGAACAGGAAAAAAAAAAAUGACCUCAAGCAUUGACCGGGAUGACAGCAGUAUCUUUGAUGGGUUAAUGGAAGAAGAUGAAAAGGACAAAGCGAAACGUGUGUCCCGAAACAAGUCUGAGAAGAAACGCAGAGAUCAGUUCAAUGUCCUCAUCAAGGAGCUGGGUACCAUGUUGCCAGGCAACACCCGGAAGAUGGACAAGUCCACUAUUUUGCAGAAGAGCAUCGACUUUCUGCACAAACAUAAGGAAAACGCUGCUCACUCAGAGUCAACUGAGAUCAGACAAGACUGGAAACCUCCUUUUCUUAGUAAUGAAGAGUUCACUCAGCUGAUGUUGGAGGCGUUAGAUGGAUUUUUCCUUGCAAUUAUGACUGACGGGAAUAUAAUCUAUGUCUCUGAGAGCGUGUCAUCCCUACUAGAACACCUACCUUCUGAUCUUGUGGAUCAGAAUCUGUUAAACUUCCUGCCAAUGGGGGAACAGUCAGAUGUGUACAAGGCUCUGUCCUCUCACGUCAUGGAGGGAGAGACGCUGACACCUGAGUAUUUAAAAACUAAAAAUCAGAUAGAGUUCUGUUGCCACAUGCUCCGAGGGACAAUCGACCCCAAAGAGCCCCCUGUGUACGAAUAUGUCAAAUUCAUUGGAAAUUUCAAGUCCCUGAAUAAUGUGCCUAACUGUACCCGAAACGGUUUUGAAGGAGUGAUCCAGCGAUCGCUUCACUCUGCCUUUGAAGACAGAGUAUGUCUCAUAGCAACUGUAAGGCUAGCGAAACCACAGUUUAUAAAGGAGAUGUGCACUGUAGAGGAGCCUAAUGAGGAAUUCACUUCCAGACAUAGUUUAGAAUGGAAGUUUCUCUUCUUGGACCAUAGAGCUCCACCCAUCAUAGGUUACCUCCCAUUUGAGGUCCUGGGUACAUCAGGGUAUGACUACUACCAUGUAGAUGACUUGGAGACUCUGGCCAAAUGCCACGAACACUUAAUGCAAUAUGGCAAGGGAAAGUCCUGCUACUACAGAUUCCUCACCAAAGGGCAGCAGUGGAUUUGGCUUCAAACUCAUUACUACAUCACUUAUCACCAGUGGAACUCCAGACCAGAGUUCAUUGUCUGCACACACACUGUUGUAAGUUAUGCUGAAGUAAGAGCAGAACAGCGCAGAGAGCUCGGCAUUGAAGAAUCACCGCCAGAGAUGACAGCUGACAAGCAGCCCCAGGACUCAGGCUCUGAGCUCAACACUUCCAGCCUGAAGGAGGUUUUGGACGGCUUCGACCGCAGCCGGACGCCUUCGGCCUCAUCUCGCAGCUCACGCAAAUCCUCGCACACCGCUGUAUCUGACCCGGCCUCAUCACAGAUGAAGCUCCAGGGAGAUAGGAGUACACCCGGCAGGCAGUCUGUCUCUGCUGUGGAGAUGACGUCACAGCGAAGAUCAUCUAUCAGCAGUCAGCAGUCGAUGAGCUCCCAGAAUACAGGGCAGAACAUGGCACCUGCUAUGGUUUCACAGCAGCAACAGCAGCCUCAACAACAAAUUCAGACUAACAACCAGUCAAUGGUGCAGUUCUCCAGUCAGUUAGAAGCAAUGCAACACCUGAAAGAGCAGCUGGAGCAGAGGACCAGAAUGAUUGAGGCCAACAUUCAGAGGCAGCAGGAUGAACUACGGCAGAUCCAGGAGGAGCUGCAGAGGGUGCAGGGCCAGAGUCUACAGAUGUUCCUGCAGAAAGGAGCUGGAGGACUGAAUAUAAGCUCUGUUCAGAUGGCCCAGGGGACCACUGUACAACAGGGGGGCACACUCACCAUGCAGGGCCAGGUGGUCUCUGCAGGGCCUCUACAGAACAGCAUACAGCAACAACAUACUGUCCAACCCCAAUCCCAGCAGCAAACACUGCUGCGGGAACAGAGCACAGCACUCUCACAGUCUCAGCGGUCGUCUCUUACUCUGCAGCCUCAACAAAAUCCACUGCCUGCAUCUCUCUACAACACAAUGAUGAUCCCUCAGCAAAGCCCUGCUAACGUGGUUCAGAUUGCCACAAGCCUGGCACAGAAUACUGGAUCCAACACUCCUGCUGUGGCAACAUUUGCACAGGACCGUGCGGCUCAGAUUAGGUUUCCUGCAGGUCCUCAGCUGCUCACCAAGCUAGUGACAGGACAGAUGGCAUGUGGGGCUGUCAUGGUUCCCACAACCAUGUUUAUGGGCCAAGUGGUGACGGCCUUCGCUCCUCAGCAGGGCCAGACACAGACUAUCAGUAUUUCCCAACAGCCACCACAGCAACAGCAACAGCAGCAGCAGGAGCAGCAGGUGCAGCAGGUACAGCAGCAGUCGCAGGUCACGGCCAUGCAGCCCGGACAGGCAUCUCUGACGCAGCAGCAAACACAGUUCCUGCAGGCGCCUCGGCUCCUUCAUGGAAACCAGUCCACCCAGUUGAUCCUGCAAGCAGCAUUUCCUUUGCAGCAGCAGGGUACCUUCACUGCCACAGCCCAGCAGCAGCAACAACAGCUACAGCAGCAACAACAGUUACAACAGCAGCAACAGAAGCAGUUACAACAGCAGAAGCAGCAGCUUCAGCAACAGCAGCAGCUGGCCCCUCACAGAGCAGAUAGUUUGUCUGACCGCUCUUCCGCCCAGCCACAGUAGCUGGCUGAAGUGGAGUUGUCCACAUGGGUGUCUUUGUGACAGGAGUCUAGGAAGGAGUUCUGCUGAAAGCACAGCACUGAGUCCAUGCAUCAGGGGCUGAGAAGUGAUUGGAUGGGCAGGCCGUGCUUCCCUUCUUUCACAAGGAUCUUUUGCUGUUUGCACUUAACUCCUGAGCAGCAGAGAACCAAGGACUGGGUUCGCUGUGGCUCUGGCAGCAGGUUUGGCUCAAAGCCUUUCAUCCAAGGAAACAGGGAGCCACAAUCCGUGUAACGGACUCCCCAUCACUCCUCUCCUGGCCCUCUAAAAGUGUCUGUGUGUGUGUAUGUGUGGGUGUGUGUAUGUGUGUGUGCGUGCGCUCUAGUCACCCUCACAGGAUUAUUUCAUGCAGAGCUCUCCAGUCAAAGCAGUGAGGAUUCUAUCUUCACUUCAAGGACAUCCUGCAGAGCCGCCAGAGGAUUGUUCCUUUUGGAUGUUUUCUCCUAUUCUUGUUUUUCAUGUAAAAAUAAUUAUGGGUCAGAAAAUAUUUUUAAGAAUGUGGUGUAGAUUGAACUUUUACUGUACAGAAUAUUGUGUAAUAUAUAAUGUAAAUACAUUGAAAAAGAAAGAACUAAUAUUUUAUAUGAUGCAUGAAAUGAAAUGCAUAGUCUGUUAUUUGCAGCUUUGAAUAUGCUUUUUUUCUUGUACUCAAAGAAAAAAAGAUCUUAAAAUGCUCAGUGGCUGAUAUUUUCACACACUUCCUUUCUCCCAGAGGAUGUGUUUGUUUGUGUGUCUGCAUAGCAGACAAUGCCGAUGCUGUUUGUUGUGUCACAGUUUGUUUAAUCCUUGACUCAUAUUUUCACAGUUUUGUAAAACUGUCAAAAUGAUAAACAAACAUUUUAAAGUAGUUUUAAGGUUUUUAAGAUGUGCUUAAAAUCCAAACACUCGGGACUCUAAAUUCAUAGUGAGCCAGAUGUUGUGAUUGAAAUAGAAACUACCAAGGUUAGGCUAAAUGUAUGCAACAAUACAAUUUGCCAGCAUAAUCCUUCAUAUCAUUGUUUGUUCUUUUUAUCACUAGAUCCCUCCAUUUCAUAGCCAUCCAUAAAGCCUGUGUGACACUCAAAGCUGCUUUAUCCCAGCUACAAUCAUGUUUCUUUUCAAAUAUAUCGAAAUAUUAUGUAAAGUCAGACACCUGUUAAGCUGUUGGUAAGAUAAAGUAUUUCCUCAUUGGCA